Molecule: messenger RNA, 949 nt
Organism: Neocloeon triangulifer
Lineage: Eukaryota; Metazoa; Arthropoda; Insecta; Ephemeroptera; Baetidae
Gene: Fdx2
Product: adrenodoxin-like protein 2, mitochondrial
Exons: 4
Coding region: 252-701 (149 amino acids)
Biological process (GO): P450-containing electron transport chain; positive regulation of oxidoreductase activity
Cellular component (GO): mitochondrion
Molecular function (GO): 2 iron, 2 sulfur cluster binding
Source: RefSeq, a predicted model, not a curated record
AAUAAACAUUCGUCCUACCAAGAGCACUUUGGUGCAUGACUGGAGAACCAACCAACUUUCCCUUGCGCUAUCAAUUAUCAUCUGAGGAUUGCGAGUCUUUAUCUAUUUUUAUUGACUCUGCUGCUCGUGCCGCAAUUGCCGCAAACGGAGAGGCUGUGCAGGCCACCCAAGUUAUCUCUCGACCUUAUCAAUAGUUCUGCCAGCGUGCACUUGCAAUCUGCAAUUGAGGGCACUGACUGCAGUUGCAGACCAUGUCUCUAAUUUUGAAGUCCUUGGCCUCGGCGGCUGUGCGCCCUCGACUUGGUGCUCUCCUCGUCGGCCGCAGCAAUUUCGCAACUAAUAAACCAGCACUCCAAAAGGAACCGAUCACUGUGACCUUCGCCAGAGCCGGCGGUGAAAAGAUAACUGCAAAGGGCAAAGAAGGUGACACUCUUUUGGAUGUUGUGGUGAACAAUGAGGUAGACCUUGACGGCUUCGGUGCUUGUGAAGGAACAUUGACGUGCUCAACCUGCCACCUUAUUCUAAGCAAAGCAGACUACGAUCGGAUACCGAAUAAACCGACGGACGAAGAACUGGACAUGCUCGAUUUGGCUUUUGACCUUACAGACACGUCCAGAUUAGGCUGUCAAAUAACAUUAACUAAAGAGUUGAAUGGACUCGAAGUCAAAGUUCCAUCAACAGUGAAUGACGCACGAAAAUGAUCUCUGCAACGAGGGAGCACAACAGAGAAGCAUUUCAAGAGCCUAAAGUUUAUUUUAAUGUUUAUAAUUAUGAAUGUUAUCUUUUUUACGUGUCCGUGCCUUGCAAAAUCUUAACUUCCUAUCAAUAGAGGUCCAGUUAUGAAGAAGUGAAUUUAAAGCUCGGAGGGCAAGAGCACUCUUUUUGAUCUGCUAUUAAAGUUGAGAAAUGUUGAAAGGCGCUAAUAAAUUGCAAUAUGAGAAUUGUUAUA